CCCUUUUUUCCAGUGGUUCUGUAAUGUUCUGGGAUAGACCUAACUUAGCUUCAGACUGACAUCACAAGAGGGGAGUGCAGGCGUAGAACAGCAAGAGAGCCACACUAAGCAGACACUGCGUAGGGACAAAAUACUUUAAUAUAACCAGAAGGUGCAGAGAAGGCUUUGUGAAAAAGGAAGAUAGGCUUAUUGCCUUUCUACAUUAAACUGUGAACAUGUUCAGCUGGAUCAAGAAAAAUGAGAAGAACAAGAAGACCCCUGAAGUCAUCCACACUGUGACCGAGGGUCUCAAAGACCUGUACAAGAAGAAGCUAAAGCCGGUGGAAGAAUACUACCGCUUCCAUGACUUCCAUUCUCCUGCCCUGGAGGAUGCUGACUUUAAUAAUAAGCCCAUGGUGCUGGUAAUGGGCCAGUACUCGACUGGAAAGACCACCUUCAUUAAGUAUCUCCUAGAGCAGGACAUCCCAGGUAGUCGCAUUGGACCUGAACCCACAACCGACUCCUUCAUUGCGGUCAUGCAUGGAGAGACAGAGGGUAUCAUCCCCGGGAACGCCCUCAUGGUAGAUCCCAACAAACCGUUCCGCAAGCUCAACCCUUUUGGGAACACCUUUCUAAACAGGUUCAUGUGUGCCCAGCUGCCCAACCAAGUCCUGGAGAGCAUUAGCUUGAUAGACACUCCUGGAAUCCUGUCUGGUGCCAAGCAGAGGGUGAGCAGAGGUUAUGACUUCCCAUCGGUCUUGCAGUGGUUUGCUGAGCGAGUGGAUCGUAUCAUCCUUCUGUUUGAUGCCCAUAAGUUGGAGAUUUCUGAUGAGUUCUCAGAAGCCAUUAGAGCCCUCAAGGGCAAUGAAGACAAGAUCCGUGUUGUUCUCAACAAGGCCGACAUGGUGCAAACACAACAACUGAUGCGUGUCUAUGGUGCACUCAUGUGGUCCCUGGGUAAAGUGUUCAAUACACCUGAAGUGCUUAGAGUCUACAUAGGCUCAUUCUGGUCUGAGCCACUCAUGAUUUCUGACAACAGGCACCUGUUUGAGCUGGAAGAACAGGAUUUAUUUCAAGAUAUCCAAAAUCUGCCCAGGAACUCAGCCCUACGCAAGCUCAAUGACCUGGUAAAAAGGGCCCGGCUUGUUAGGGUUCACGCUUAUAUUAUCAGCUACUUGAAAAGGGAAAUGCCAUCUGUCUUUCGCAAAGGAAACAAGAAGAAGCAGCUAAUUGCAGAGUUACCUGUCAUUUAUGCCAAAAUACAGCUAGAACAUCACAUCUCCCCAGGAGAUUUCCCAGACUGUGCCAAAAUGCAGGAGCAGCUAAUGAUUCAUGACUUCACAAAAUUUCAUUCCUUGAAGCUAAAUAUGAUUGGAAUUUUGGAUGAGAUGCUUACAGUUGACAUUGCAAAACUCAUGCCACUGCUGAAGCAGGAAGACUUGGAUACCACUGACAAUAUGGUACAAGGAGGAGCCUUUGAGGGAACCCACAUGGGUCCCUUCAUUGAAGGCUUCUUGGAUGGCGUCUUUGAAGGCCUUGACCAUGAAGACUGGGUAGUUACGAAAGACAAGCCUAAAUAUGAUGAAAUCUUCUUCAACUUGGCACCCACUGAUGGCAAAUUAACUGGCACCAAAGCCAAAAACUGGAUGAUAACCACCAAGUUGCCCAAUUCUGUACUAGGUAAGAUAUGGAAGCUCUCUGACGUUGAUCGCGAUGGCAUGCUGGAUGAUGAAGAGUUUGCCUUAGCAAGCCACUUAAUCGAAGUCAAAUUGGAUGGGCAUGGCCUUCCCCCAGAAUUACCUAGACACCUGAUCCCACCAUCCAAGAGGAGACAGAAAGGUUCUGCUGAAUAAUUCCAUCAAGUCAUGUUUUCUUGCUCCUAAUUUUUUUUUUCUUCAAACCUUCCAUCAUUGACAGUGAUAAACCUAACCUUUUACGUGCUCACAAAUGUAAUGUCUGUCGCCAGGGCAGGUUGACAGGAACAUUGUUACUAACACAAGCAAAUUCUCUUCAAAUACACUGUGUCUGCCUGAAUAAUACAAUAAACUGCACCCUAUUCAACUUCAGAAGCCCAGAACACUGUCAUCAACUGGCAAGAAUAGUAUAAUAGUGAAGACAUCAAAGAGACAUUCCACCAAUGUCCCAUUAAGGCUCCUCAAUAACAUAAAGAACCCUUGUAUAUCACUUCAUAUAGACCACUUGUAACAUUACUUGCAAUGUUCUGCACAUCUUUUUGUCCUGUAUUGUUUGAUAUAUCCAGUGUUCCAUAACCCACGCUAGAAAAUAACCAUUGCUGUUUAUAUCUUUUGCUUUUCUCACUGAAUGAAAGUUAAGCUGCAGGUCACCUUUUGUGCCUUUUAUUGCUUUCAUAUAAAAUUUAUAUAUACUGUAUGUAUACAUGAUUGCUAAGUAAUACAACAGGGAAAGCUGUGGCCAAGAAGAGAAUGAAUGUAACUGAAAGAGUAUUUUUUAAUGCAAAAAAAAAAUGAUUGGAGAAAGAUACAUUGGAAGAGAAAUAUUUCAAAAGGUUCAAAUAGAUAUGCAUAAAACGUAUGUAUGUAUUUUCUCCUCGUCUGACGCAUUUUGAUAUUAGAUUUUACAAACCAACAUCUACCAGUUUCUUUAGCCGUUAUCCCAUUUUCUGUGAUCAGUACCCGAGGGUCCAACUUCACUGAUAGAUGUUUUUAUUUUUAUUGACGUCACAGAGAAUACAGUGGAAGACAGAUUCUAUGGCUGAGGGGUAAAACUAUUAUGAAUUAUGAGUAGGGAGAUUUCUUGCAUGGGCUCCAAAAAGUAGUCCGAACAUUUAGUUCAUCGAUACUUUCUUAUAAGAAAUACAUUUCAGGUAGACGGCCUAUUGAAGUUUAGCUCCUCCCAGUUUGAGUUUUGAAUAGUCAUGAUCACCUCUACCUUCUAAUACCUCUGGAAGACUCCAAUGGCAAGAUUAUCCUGUAGUUGUUUGUGCCUCCGUCUCUCCCUACAAGGGAAUAAGGAAGCAAUCGCCCACUCAAAGCUGGAGAUCUAGAAUUUUUUUCCUCCGAGGCAUGCCUACAGCCAUUGAGCACAACUGCAAAUUCUGGUGAGAACGUCUCACCAACGAAGUCCUGGUGACACAAGAAGUCUGCAAGUGAUUCAACAUCCAAGUACAGUUUUGGGUGGCGAUAGAUUUAUUUAUUUUUGUAAAUGGAGGUAUAGGAGCAGGAAAGUCUUUGCAAGAUCUAAUUUCUCCUGAAUCAUGUCCUCAAUCCAAUUCUAACAUGCACAUGUGACUACUAUAUAAUACUGGUGCUUAUAAAUAAAGUACACCCACUAUUGGAUAUUAAUAUAUGACAAGCGCAAAUGUAUUUCUGAGCUAAACAGUAAGUCUGAAUUAUAAAUAAAAAGUGUUUAUUAUUAAA
Molecule: messenger RNA, 3377 nt
Organism: Rana temporaria (common frog)
Lineage: Eukaryota; Metazoa; Chordata; Amphibia; Anura; Ranidae
Gene: EHD2
Product: EH domain containing 2
Exons: 5
Coding region: 216-1832 (538 amino acids)
Biological process (GO): endosomal transport; endocytosis
Cellular component (GO): cytoplasm; plasma membrane
Molecular function (GO): protein binding; GTP binding; calcium ion binding
Source: RefSeq, a predicted model, not a curated record